AUCUUUCUUUUCCCUUUUUUUUUUAUUCUUCCUCUCUUUCUUCUCUUAUACAUUUUAGACUAUGGCCAAGAAACUAUUGGGAAAGAAAGGCGAAAAGAAAAUUAUUAAAGCCAACCGUCCUGCACGAGCAGACUGGAAGGAAGGCGUAAAAAAGAAGCAAGUGGGUGUGUCUGAUAUGACCUUGCUUACGAAAAUUACAAAUGAGGCUAUCAAUGAAAAUUUGCAAAAGAGAUGGCAGAAUGCCGAGAUUUAUACUUAUAUUGGUCAUGUAUUGAUUAGUGUUAACCCUUUUCGAGAUUUGGGUAUUUAUACAGAUGAUGUUCUUACAAGUUACAAGGGCAAGAAUUUACUUGAAAUGCCUCCUCAUGUUUUUGCUAUUGCUGAAUCUAGUUAUCACCAUAUGAAUAGUUACAAGGAGAACCAAUGUAUCAUUAUCAGUGGUGAAUCGGGUGCUGGUAAGACAGAAGCUGCCAAGAGAAUUAUGCAGUAUAUUGCCGCUGUUUCCGGUGACGGACAAAAUUCGUCCAUUAAAGAAAUUAAGGAAAUGGUCUUGGCAACCAAUCCUUUGCUUGAAAGUUUUGGGUGUGCAAAAACACUGAGAAACGAUAAUUCAAGUCGCCAUGGUAAAUAUUUGGAAAUCCAAUUCAAUGCUCAAGGUGAGCCUGUGGGUGCUGUCAUUACAAACUAUUUGUUGGAAAAGAACCGUGUGGUUGGUCAAAUUGAAAAUGAAAGAAACUUUCAUAUCUUUUAUCAACUCACAAAGGGUGCUACCCCUGAAUAUCAACAAUCCUUUGGUCUCCAAGGACCUGAAAGCUUUUUAUAUACAAGUAGAAGUGGUUGUUUGGAUGUACCUGGUAUUAAUGAUGUUCAAGACUUUCAAGAUACUUUGAAUGCUAUGAAUGUGAUUGGUUUAGAGAAGCAUGAACAAGAUGAAAUCUUUAAGAUGUUGGCUACCAUCUUGUGGUUGGGUAAUGUUGUAUUUGUAGAAGAUGAUAAUGGGAAUGCCAUGAUUUCAGAUGCUGAUGUGGCCAAUUUCAUUGCUUAUCUUAUGGAAGUGGAUGCUGAAUCACUCUCAAAAGCGCUUACAAGCCGUGUUAUGGAAACAACGCGUGGAGGCAGAAGAGGCAGUGUGUACGAAGUGCCUCUCAAUAUUGUUCAGGCAACAGCUGUACGUGAUGCCCUUUCUAAAGCCAUUUAUGAACGCCUGUUUGAAUGGAUUGUGACCCGUGUCAAUGUGUCGCUUCAAGCACGUACUGCUCAUCAAUAUACCAUUGGUGUCUUGGAUAUUUAUGGUUUCGAAAUCUUUGAGGAAAACAGCUUUGAACAACUCUGUAUCAACUAUGUGAACGAAAAACUCCAACAAAUCUUUAUUGAAUUGACAUUAAAGGCAGAACAAGAAGAAUAUGUGCGUGAACAAAUUCAAUGGACACCCAUCAAGUUCUUUAACAACAAGAUUGUGUGUGAUCUUAUUGAAGAAAAGCGACCUCCAGGAUUAUUUGCUGCUCUCAAUGAUGCUUGUGCUACUGCUCAUGCUGACUCAGGUGCUGCUGAUAAUUCGUUUGUGCAACGUCUUGGUUUCUUGUCUUCUAAUCCUCACUUUGAAUCCAGAGGCUCCAAGUUUUUAAUUCGUCAUUAUGCCGGUGAUGUGCUUUAUAAUGUAGAAGGUAUGACUGACAAGAACAAGGACUCUCUCUUAAAAGAUUUGCUCAACUUGGCCACUGGUUCUUCCAACCAGUUCAUUGCCAACACUUUGUUCCCUGAACGUAUUGACCCUAAUUCCAAAAAGAGACCUCCUACUGCUGGUGACAAAAUCAAGAUGUCAUGUAACACUUUGGUGACCAAACUGAUGCAAUGCCAUCCCAGUUAUAUUCGUACUAUCAAAUCCAACGAUAACCGUAGUCCUUCUGAAUAUGAUGAGAAGCGUGUAUUGCAUCAAAUUCAAUAUUUGGGUCUCUGUGAAAAUAUCCGUGUACGUCGUGCUGGUUUUGCGUACAGAACAACAUUUGAAAAGUUUGUGGAGCGAUUCUAUCUAUUGUGUCCUACAACCGGCUAUGCCGGUGAAUAUAUCUGGAACAGAGAUGCACAAAGCGGUGCUCUAGAAAUCCUAAAGCACAACAAUAUUCCUGCGGAAGAAUGGCAAUUGGGUACGACCAAGGUCUUUAUUCGUCAUCCUGAGACCAUUUUUGCCUUGGAGAAUCUGCGUGAUAAGUAUUGGCACAACAUGGCCACUCGUAUCCAACGUGCCUGGAGAGCUUAUGUGAGAUACAAGAUUGAAUGUGCUAAAAAGAUUCAACGCUUCUGGAAGCAAAACAAGUACAAUAUUGGGUAUCUUCAAUUACGCGAAUAUGGACAUCAAAUCCUUGAUGGUCAAAAGGAAAGACGUCGAUACUCUCUUGUCAGUAUGAGACGAUUCACAGGUGAUUAUUUGGAUAUCAAACAAGGCUCUGGUCUAUCCACCAUGAUUCGAAAUGCUAUUAGCUUUAAGGGUAAUGAAGAUGUCGUGUUUAGUAUGCGUGGUAAUACUCUGGUUCCUCGUGCCAUGCGUUCUAGUGUGCCCAGUCCAAGAACAUUUGUUUUAACAAAUCAAAACCUACAUAUUGUAGUGGCCACUAAGAACGGUAAGGUAUUGUCCAUGGUCGAUGAGAAGGUUAUUAGCUUGAAUGUGAUAAGUGGUAUCAGUGUUUCUACACUUCAAGAUGACUGGGUUGUGCUGCAUGUAGACUCUUCCCCUGAUGGCGAUACAAUCCUCUCUUGUACUUUUAAGACUGAAAUGUUGGCACAUAUCUUACAACAAACAGGCGGUCGUAUCAAGGUUUCAGUGGUGCCUCAGAUUCAAUACAAAAAGAAGGGAGGAAAAGCAGUGACUAUGAAGUUUGUCAAAGAUGAAGCUGCCAAGGGUGAUGGUGUUUAUAAAAGUCAUGUUGUCAAAAUUUGUUCAGGUUCUCCAGCUGGAAGUCAAUCUGAUCCUCCUUGUGCUGUCAAAGCAAGACCCACACAAAGUACAACUCGAUCUGCACCUCGUAAUAAUGGACGUCAGAAACCUGCACCCAAUACAACGCAUGCUGCACCUACUGCAAACCGCUCUGUACCACCACCACCUGCUCCUCCAGUCGCAUCCAACGCUUCUCCACCUCCACCAGCUACACCUUCUUUGCCUCAAUACAAAGCUAUCUAUCCUUUCCAAUCGCAAGAAGCAGGUGAAAUUGCGUUCGUCAAGGACGAUAUUUUAGAAAUCUUAGAAAAGGACGAGAAUGGAUGGUGGUUAGCACGUCAUAAUGGGAUUGAAGGUUGGGUACCUAGUAAUUAUCUGGAAGAGUAUGUGCCACCUGUUGUCAGAUCCACACCUCCUCCCCCUCCUCCUCCAGCACGAAGAGCACCUCCUUCUGCACCCGCUGCACCCGCUGCACCCGUUGUACCCGCUGCGCCCGUUGUACCCGCUGCACCAAGUGCCAGUGUACCUGCUUGGAAACAAGAGUUAGAAGCACGUAAAUCGGCUGCUGCCAAUAAUCCUAGUGCGCCUGUGCCUGUUGCAAGAAGAGUACCACCUGCACCAGGACCUAAGCCUGUCAUUCCUGCCAAACCUAGUAGCAUGAGUAAACCUGCUAUUCCUUCUCGACCUGGUGGAGCACCUACACCAGCUCCCAGAGCACCUCCUCGCAAUGCCAAUGGCACGCCUUCUAAUGCGGCUGCUUCUUUAGCUGAUGCUCUCCGUGCACGUAGACAACAAGCACCUUCCCAUCAUGAUGAUGAUGACGACGAGUGGUAAAAAAAACAAAUAAGGAAUAAAUUAGAGAAAUGUACACAUUC
This is a messenger RNA of Gilbertella persicaria, 3807 nucleotides long. RefSeq names its product P-loop containing nucleoside triphosphate hydrolase protein. Gene Ontology annotation, cellular component: actin cortical patch; actin cytoskeleton; cell tip. NCBI's taxonomy places the organism in Eukaryota, Fungi, Mucoromycota, Mucoromycetes, Mucorales, Choanephoraceae. The record is from RefSeq and is a predicted model, not a curated record. The coding region runs from base 62 to 3766 and encodes 1234 amino acids. Gene Ontology annotation, molecular function: microfilament motor activity; ATP binding; actin filament binding. The transcript has 12 exons. Gene Ontology annotation, biological process: vesicle transport along actin filament; actin filament organization; endocytosis.